GUGGAAAUCAUAAAAUGUUGUGAGCUUGCGUUGCCCUUCACUUGAGUUCUACUUCGAUUUUUUAUGACAAUAAUAUUGUGAUAAACCCAAAAAAUUAUUUGAAUUAAUUCAAAUGCCAUAGUUUUGUUUUUAAAAUGAGGAGCAGUAGUUCGGAACUGCUCCUAGAUCAACAAGAGGAGCUCCGUAGACAAAAAAUUAAGGAAUUAGCUGCCGCCAAAAAAUCAAAAAUUGCAGCCGGAAGGUCAUGUAGAGAACAAGCAAUAUUUUAUUCAACAAGCAUUUUAGCAGUACUAGCAAUGUCAGCCGGAUCAUCUUUGUUAUUUUUGGUACCGUUAUACGUAGACCCAGCAAUUUCAACGCUGGCAUCAAAUUUUGUUACUCAACCUGUAACGUGUGUAACGACGAGAAUAGAAGAACUUACAGGAUUAGCGAAUUGUUCUUGGAGCUCCUGCCGGGAGGGGUGUACUAGCGAUGCUUACCAUUGUACGCACAUUUACGUAAGCUACAACGAAACUAAGGAUGAACCACAUAAUCAAACAGAUGAUGCCGUUUUAUUAGUAAAUAUAAAAGGAUGUGGGUAUCCUCCAACUGUAUUAUGUUUGAAUUUUACUGAAACUUAUGGAGUAGAAGGUACGGAGUUUCCUUGUUAUCAUUCCAAAGAGAAUCGUACAGUAGUUUUAACUCACUAUGAAAGAGAUGAACAAAUUGCAAUUAUAGUCCAUUAUUUUGCUGUACCGUUUGUAAUAACUUUAGCCACAUCAGUGGCGCUUUGUGUAAUGCACUGUGACUGCCGAUGUCAUCCUACGACUCAUCAUAAAAGACCCAGACGUCCUCGUAUUCAAGAUUUAAGUGAUGGUUCUAUAAAUAUAGGCGUUGAUCUUCGACACAACACCAGCUACCAUUCUGAUUUAGUAGCUAUUAGGCCAACGUAAUACGAAAAUAUCUUGGGGAACCGCUACGGGAUUUACAUAAAUAUAGAAUACAUGUGUAUUGUAUAUAAAUAUGUCUGUGUUUAAUUAGAGAAUUUAUUAAAUGAUUGCAUAAAAUGGAAGCAAAACGAUCUCAAAAUAGAAAUACAUCUGAUUAUUGUUUGUCUGAUAUAUAUAUUAUAUUAAAUAUAUUACCUA
This is a messenger RNA of Psylliodes chrysocephalus, 1127 nucleotides long. The record is from the annotation of a GenBank genome assembly. Lineage: Eukaryota; Metazoa; Arthropoda; Insecta; Coleoptera; Chrysomelidae.